Vitis vinifera (wine grape) is the source of this 2593-nucleotide messenger RNA. RefSeq names its product 21 kDa protein. Gene Ontology annotation, biological process: negative regulation of catalytic activity. The record is from RefSeq and is a predicted model, not a curated record. Gene Ontology annotation, molecular function: enzyme inhibitor activity. The transcript has a single exon. Lineage: Eukaryota; Viridiplantae; Streptophyta; Magnoliopsida; Vitales; Vitaceae. Bases 1769 to 2395 code for a protein of 208 amino acids.
UCCAAAUAUGCAAAAAAAAAAAAAAAUUGUUGUUAACACGGGUCAAUCCCAAAUAUGGACUAAUCCAAAUUGAAACUGCUAAAUUUUCAGUGGGAAGCUCAACUUGAUCUGGAUUAUUUAUCUUUUUACAAUUCAAAAUUUGAUGACUCUUGUGACAACUUGCUAUGUUAAAAAGAAAAAUAGAAAAGAAACAGAUUCUUUUGAAAGUUUUCGAAUGAUCUCAGAGCGGGCGAGGUUGUCUGGUGGUUCCUCUGGAAAUUUUGAAGGGGUGUGGUGGCGUCCAAGAAUUUCAGCUUGUAUAUACAGGUAACAUCUGGAACUCUUCUUUGCUAGUUGGGAUUGAUUGAAAAACUACUACACUUACAAGCAUUCAUUUUGUACCUUUCCUGUUGGUUAAUGUAUUGCUUGCAGUCUGUCACUAUGUCUCAGAUUGUUUUGCUGACAGCAUACAUAAAUAAGUCAUAUUCAGUUUGUGCUUUCCCUUUGUUAUGUUGUAUCCUCAAUAUAAAAAGUGUGACCAGAUCCUAAUAAUUCGGAUUAGUCUGGUGGUCAUAGGUUACACGUCAUGCCUUGGAAUCAACCUUGUCGGUUCAACUAGAAUAUCAAAUGACUGAAAAGGAAGAGAUUUAUAUGACUUAGAUACAUCUACAUACAUAUACAUGCAUAGAAAAUACUCCUCUUCUGAUUGAAGUGAAACUCUUUUUCAUGGUUAUUUCUCAGAUUUAGAUGACAAAAUACUCGUCUAAUCUAGUUCUUUUUUCUACAUUGCAUUGUCAUUUUCUCAAUUGUUCAUAUCCAUAAUUCCUACUUUCUACUUCUGUAUGGUAUACUUGUGAGUAUCUGAAGCUUCUAUCUAAAUGACUUCAUUUCAUUGUAUCUGACAGAGAAAUUGAACUUGCAGGGUGACAAUUUAAAAUGAAGUCAACACCUUGAUCACCAAAUGAGUUCAUUCUUUGAAACUUCCGCCAAAUGAUGGAAUCCAAUUUUCAAUAGACAUCCAACAUUCCUAAGGAAAAUGGAAAUGAUAUCUUAUGCCAGGUCAUUUUCGACAACUUGCAUGAUUCCAUGUUGCAUUAUAUUAAGUUUGAGAUCUUAAUGCAAAUCUGGAUCACUAUGGGUCGGUUUACGAUUACUUUGCUGGAAUUCAGGGGUUGGAUAAAAUUAUUUUUUCUGAGAUUGACCCAAUGAAAAGGGUGGAUUUUGAUUCAGUUUGUGGAUUUGUUUUUGCUGGAACACCACUCAAAGGCUCUUGCCAACAUGAUAGAUGAGGUGGAUUUACUUGAUAUAAAAGUCCCCACACAUGCUUCUAGAAUUUCUUUACCUUAAUCUGAGGAUUAUGUUGGCAAAGCAAUCUCUAUCUGUAUUAUUUGCUGGAGACAGGCAACCAAGGUGAUCAGAAACUGAUAAUUUAGUGCUUCUUCUCAUUUUGUCCGUGGCUUGAUGGGAAAAAUUCUAUUUAUCAAAGGGUCUGAAUUGUCUUGAUCAAGUCAAAUUGUCGGACCCAAAUUGUCGAUAUCAGAUUACACGUGCAUAAUUUAGAUAAUAUAAUAGAGAUCAUGCUUGUUUGAUGCUGUUUUGGAUUUAAUUAAUGUUCAUCAUGUGAGUUCCUUUGUUUGACUUUCUUCUAGGCUGCUGCAUUCAUCAUAUGUGUGAUUGAAGGCACGUAAGGCUCAUCUUUGAUGAAGCUGGCCUCUCUAUAAAUACCCCUCACCCCUUCACAACUCUUAUCAUAAUUCAGAAUCAGAAACACUUCUUCAGGCAUUUUGUUAUGGCAAAACUUACUCUUUCCUUUCUACUUCUCCUUCUGUUCGUUUUCUCUGUUCUUGGAUCGGUUGAGCCGGCUUCUGUUCAGCAUGCUCGGAAAUCCCGAGCAAGGACCUUUAUUGAGGCCUCAUGCCGGUCCACCCGGUAUCCGUCCCUCUGUGUUAAGUGCCUGUCCGGCUACGCCAACAAGACCCAACAGAGUCCAUUCCAAUUAGCCCAGGUUGCAUUAUCUGUAAGCCUAGCCAAGACCAGGCACACAAGAGCAUACGUAAUGGAGGUGGCUAGCAACUUUAAGGACGUCGAGGGUAGGACUCACCAAGACAUUAGCGACUGUUUAGAUCAAAUAAACGACGGUGUUGAUCGUCUUGCCCAGUCCAUUAUAGAGCUCCGACGCAUGAACCAAGAAGGGGGUGACAGUGACUUCACGUGGCGCAUGAGCAACAUCGAGACUUGGGUGAGCGCAGCGCUAACCGAUGCUACCACAUGUGUUGAUGGGUUUUCAGGGCGUGACAUGGGGAAGCUGAAGGCCACAAUUAAGGGAAAGGUGCUGAAUGUGGCACAAGUCACCAGCAACGCGUUGGCCUUGGUUAACCGCUUUGCUGCUAGGCACCGUGCCACUAACAAGCCAUGAGGCUAGUCUUUUGGGGACUAAAUCUUGUCUCCUUUGGGCUUAAUGAGAUAUAUUUGGUAAUAUAUCAUAGAUAUCUGUAAGUUUAUUCUAUGUAAGGCAUGUGAAUAUAUAAAGUUUUGUUUUCUAUCAGAUUCACUCUAGUCUGAUGCAUAGAAAAUAAUUGGUGGUAUAUAACAUACUUAAAAUUAAGGGUCAGAA